Tachysurus vachellii is the source of this 1898-nucleotide messenger RNA. It is a transcript of the gene eif2b1, whose product is annotated as eukaryotic translation initiation factor 2B, subunit 1 alpha. Lineage: Eukaryota; Metazoa; Chordata; Actinopteri; Siluriformes; Bagridae. Gene Ontology annotation, molecular function: translation initiation factor activity; guanyl-nucleotide exchange factor activity. The transcript is spliced from 10 exons. The record is from RefSeq and is a predicted model, not a curated record. Gene Ontology annotation, cellular component: eukaryotic translation initiation factor 2B complex. Gene Ontology annotation, biological process: translational initiation. The coding region runs from base 753 to 1661 and encodes 302 amino acids.
ACGGCAGUUCAUUGGAACGAAUGCGUCAAUAGAGCCGCCAUCUUGGAACAGGGGACCCCCUCCUCUUUAAUGCAUCAGCGUCAAUGUAGGCAAAGGUCUAACGGAAAUAAAAUCACCAUAAAUCGUCAUGAAUGCGAUUUUCUAGUUUUUUUGGUUCGUUCCAACGAUUCCUUUCGUUUGAACAACCAAAUGCAGCACAGAAGUCCGGCAUCGUCCAUGCAUUUGAGGUAAAGGAGCACCGUACAAAGAUGGCGGCGGUUUUGACGCAUUUUUAGGACCCUAAUGCGACAUCUAGUGUAUAGAUAUCUAUGGGCGACAUCUGUAUUAAGGAACGACUCGCAUACUAUUGGCUGUAUCAUACUUACGUUACGUCAUGUCACGUUUAUUACGGAAGGAUUAACCAAUCAGCGCGCAGUUUAUCCUAAAACGGGUUGGGAAAGUAAAUUCCGUGUCUUGUGGGGAUUCUGAAGACCAACCGAUUUUAUAAACAAGCGGUAGUGAAAAAACACGAAAGAGAAUUUGUUGAUCUUUAUCAGGAAUCAGUAAAGUGUAUUAAAACACGGUUGUUUGGUGUGUAUCGGUGUGCGAACUGCUUUCUGUCUUCAUUGCGUCAGCAACAACGUGCUUCUGUUCGAAUGACUGCUGAACUGUGAGCUAAAGCUUAAAGGUUUCACUUCUGAACAACUGCUUCUGUAAUAUUUUGGAGCAAAAAACACUCAGCUUUGGAAAUACACAAGACAGGAAUCUGCAAUAUGGAUGAAGGAGAGCUGGUCGAGUAUUUCAGGACGCAGAUGAGCCAAGAUCCAGAUGUGGCCUCUGCUGUGGCAGCCAUCCGCUCUCUGUUAGAGUUCCUGAAGAGGGAUCAGAGUGAGACCAUUUUGGGCCUAAGAGAGAACUUGACCAAAGCCAUCGGCAGGCUGCAGGAGGCCGAUUCCUCUGUGGCUGUGUCAUCAGGAGGAGAACUCUUCCUCCGAUUCAUCAGCCUCACAUCACUGGAGCAUCCAGAUCUCUCCCAGUGCAAGAACGUCAUGGUGGACAGAGGAGAACUUUUUCUGAAGAAGAUUUCUUUGUCCCGAGGCAAAGUGGCCAAACUUUGCCACACGUUUAUUAAAGACGGGGCUAAAAUCCUCACACACUCCUUGUCAAGGGUUGUGCUGAAAGUUCUGGAAAGCGCAGCAGCUGACAAGAAACGUUUUACUGUCUAUGUCACAGAAUCACAGCCAGAUUCAUCUGGUCACUUCAUGGCCGAAAAGCUGCGAAGACUCAAUAUCCCAGUUACAAUAGUUCUCGACGCUGCAGUCGGAUACAUCAUGGAGAAGGUCGACCUGGUGAUUGUUGGUGCUGAGGGUGUUGUUGAAAGUGGAGGCAUCAUAAACAAGAUCGGCACCUAUCAGAUGGCUGUGUGCUCCAAAGCGCACAACAAGCCGUUUUAUGUCGUGGCAGAGAGUUUCAAGUUUGUUCGCCUUUACCCGCUCAACCAGCAGGAUGUGCCUGAACGGUUUAAGUAUAAAGCAGAUACGCUGAAAACUGCAGAGGACUUUAACCAGGAGCAUCCGAUAAUCGACUACACACCUCCGUCUCUCAUCACUCUGCUUUUCACUGACCUGGGUGUGUUAACCCCUUCGGCGGUCAGCGAUGAGCUCAUCAAGCUUUAUUUAUAAUGCUCUCUCAUAUCAAAUCAAGAUCCUCCUGACCUCGAUGCCACCUCUCCUUCGCUCAGAACCAACCACCUUUAUAACGUCCUGGAUUUGAAUAGUCGUACUUGACAUACAGGUGAAAAGCGUUUCACUGUACAACAAACACUGACAAAGCAAGACAAUGGCAUCUUUCUGGUUCUUGCAUCGUUCCUAUUUAAAGUCAAAAUAAACAAUAAAAUGUGAAAUUUUGAUGGACAGAAA